This is a messenger RNA of Macaca mulatta (Rhesus monkey), 981 nucleotides long. It is a transcript of the gene OR6A2, whose product is annotated as olfactory receptor family 6 subfamily A member 2. The record is from RefSeq and is a predicted model, not a curated record. Gene Ontology annotation, cellular component: membrane. Gene Ontology annotation, biological process: G protein-coupled receptor signaling pathway. Lineage: Eukaryota; Metazoa; Chordata; Mammalia; Primates; Cercopithecidae. Gene Ontology annotation, molecular function: G protein-coupled receptor activity; olfactory receptor activity.
AUGGAGUGGAGGAACCAUAAUGGGAGAGUGAGUGAGUUUGUGUUGCUGGGCUUCCCUGCUCCUGUGCCACUACAGGUACUAUUGUUUGCCCUUUUGCUCCUGGCCUAUGUGUUGGUGCUGACUGAGAACACACUCGUCAUUAUGGCAGUUAGGAACCAUUCCACCCUCCACAAACUCACGUACUUCUUUCUAGCUAAUAUGUCCUUUCUGGAGAUCUGGUACGUCACUGUCACUAUUCCCGAGAUGCUUGCUGGCUUUGUUAGGUAACAGGAUCAUGAACGGCUAAUCUCCUUUGAGGGAUGCAUGACAGAGCUCUACUUUUUCCUUGGCUUGGGCUGCACUGAGUGUGUCCUUCUCGCUGUUAUGGCCUAUGAUCGCUAUGUGGCCAUCUGCCAUCCUCUCCACUACCCAGUCAUUGUCAGUGGCCAGUUGUGUGUGCAGAUGGCCGCUGGAUCUUGGGCUGGAGGUUUUGGCAUCUCCAUGGUCAAAGUUUUUCUUAUUUCUCACCUGUCUUACUGUGGCCCCAACAUCAUCAACCACUUUUUUUGCGAUGUGUCUCCAUUGCUCAACCUCUCAUGCACUGACAUGUCUACAGCAGAGCUUACAGAUUUCAUUCUGGCCAUUUUUAUUCUUCUAGGGCCACUCUCUGUCACUGGGGCCUCCUACAUGGCCAUUACUGGUGCUGUGAUGCACAUUCCUUCAGCUGCUGGACGCUCUAAGGCCUUUUCCACCUGUGUCUCUCAUCUCACUGUUGUGAUAAUCUUCUAUGCAGCUGGUAUCUUCCUCUAUGCCCGGCCAAAGGCACUCUCAGCUUUUGACAUCAACAAGCUAGUCUCUGUACUCUAUGCAGUCAUCAUACCACUGCUCAACCCCAUCAUUUACUGUUUGCACAAUCAAGAGGUCAAGAGAGUCCUAUGCUGUACUCUGCACCUGUACCAGUGCCAGGAUCCUCACCCCAAGAAAGCUAUCAGAAAUGUGUAG